Molecule: messenger RNA, 4050 nt
Organism: Ostrea edulis (European flat oyster)
Lineage: Eukaryota; Metazoa; Mollusca; Bivalvia; Ostreida; Ostreidae
Exons: 2
Coding region: 239-2002 (587 amino acids)
Source: RefSeq, a predicted model, not a curated record
UAUGUUUGAAUCAACUUACGAAACAUUCUCUUUACAUACGAAUUACAUAUGUACGAGUUAAUUAUAUAAUAGAGUAUGGAACUCUUUUGUAUUUUGAGUUAACCCACGUUUUUUCUUCGCGCCAGCAAUGUUGUUUAGAGCAUUCUGUGUAUUCAUCUUUUCUUUUUGGUUCGCCACGGUCCUUUUACCACUUUCAUUUUCACUUGCACCUGUGCAACAUUAAAAGGCGGUUAACUAUAUGCGGACUUCGUCUUGUCUAUGGCAGAAUAGUAAAAGGACCCACAUGGAGCCAUCGAAAGAAAUUGACCCCGUCAAUAUCAAGAAGGAGCCUAGCUCACCACAUAUGGAGGACACACACUCCAUGAAAUCGAAACGCACAUCAAAACAUGGUUCACGUCACAGCUCAAGACAUUCAUCUUCUUCGAGUACAUCGAAACGUGCCAAAGCAGAAGCCGCCCGUGCUCUCAUCAAACUGGCUGAAGAGGAGGCAGCUCUUAGGAAGAAGUUAUCCCAACUUGAGGAACAGGACGACAUUAAUCAGGCAACUAUAAAGGCCUCAGCAGCAAGAAGAAAAGCUGACUACCAGGCUGACAUGGAUCUAUUGACAGCCAGGAAAACAGCAGCCGCACUUGACGCGGAAGCAAGAGUAUUCGAACAGGACUUCUCCGGAAGUGACAUAAGUGAGGAUGACAUUCCUGUACCAAAGGAGGAUCCACAAAAGAGGACGAGUGAAUAUGUGAGUGAUGUGUGUACUCGGGAACAAAGUGAUAUUUUGUACCAUGGUGUAUCUGUUAUCCCGCAGAAUACUACAAACUUGUCUUCCCAGACUGAACCGCAGCAAGAAAAUCAAACCACAGAUAUACAUGAUGCAGACCGUGUGACUCGUACUGAUCAUCCUGUUGAUGAGUAUAUCAGCUCGCGUACACAACCACUGACACCAGCUUCGUCGUACGUUGAAUUGCUACCUUCUGUGUUUUUACGCUCGAAUCAUUUGCCACAUGUACCUGACAUUUCUAAGUUCCUCUUAAGGAAAGAACUGUUGAUAUCAAGACUUUAUCGAUUUAGUGAUAGACCGGAGUCCUAUUUUGUAUGGAAGUCUAGUUUCCAGAACAUUCUUACCGAUUUGCAGGUCAUGGACUUUGAGCAAUUAGACCUCUUAGUGAAAUGGCUCGGACCCGAAUCGAGUUCCUAUGCCUUAAGCAUUAGAACUGCUAAUGUUGACUGCCCAGCAAAGACAGUACGUCUCUUGUGGGAAAGGCUAGAUCAGAGAUAUGGUUCACCUGAGAGAAUCCAAAGCCUGUUGAAGGACAAACUUGCCAAGUUUCCCAAGCUCAACUUUAAGGACAGCCUCAAACUUUAUGAACUUGCUGAUCUUUGCGAAAUUCUGAGUCUAAAGCAACAACCAAUGUACCAACCACUGCCUGCUUAUUUUGAUUCCUCUGUUGGAGUCAACCCUAUUAUUGAAAAACUUCCCAACUACAUGAAGGAAAAGUGGGUCACUAGGGCAUCCAGAUACAAAGAAACAAACAGACAAUGUUUUCCACCAUUCAAGUUCUUUGUUGAUUUUGUGAAGGAGAUGAGUCGUGUGAGAAAUGACCCAAGUUUCUCCUACAGUGAGACUGGAAAUCCACCAAUGAAAUAUGUUCGUUCAACUACUUUAGCAUCAAAGAUUCAAAUACCUACUGCAGCGACUGCAAAAAGAGAAAUUUCAUCUGAUUCAAAGGAUAAAACCCCAAUGUGUGCAAUUCAUGGGACAAGUCAUCGACUUAGUGAGUGUCGUGCAUUCCAAGCCAAGUCAAUGGAGGCUCGGAAAAGCUUAUUGAAAGAAAAGGGAUUGUGUUUCAAGUGUUGUGACUUUGCACAUAAAAGCAGACAUUACAAAGAAAAACUUGCAUGUACACUUUGUAACAGUGACAAACAUACAACAGUGAUGCAUGGAGACAUCCCCCUAAAGUUCAUGGCGUGGAGAACACUCAUAGAACUCCGCUUGAUCCGCUGGUAGUAGAAUCCUCGUGCACCGAGAUCUGUGGAAAUGUCGCCUAUGGAAAGUCAUGCGCCAAAAUCUUACCUGUGUUUGUGUAUCCCAAAGAAUAUCCUGACAACUGUUAAAAUGAAUGUAAUCCUGGAUGACCAGAGUAAUCGAUCACUUGCCAAGAGUUCAUUCUUUGACUUGUAUCAGAUUCAUUCGCAACCAGAAGAGUACAUUAUGAACUCGUGCAAUGGAAAAUUUAUGAUUUCCGGUCGACGUGCCUUUGGAUUCUCACUGGAAUCAUUUGAUCGCCAAGUACAUAUAGACUUGCCCGUUCUCAUUGAAUGUGACAACAUACCUAACAAUAAACAUGAGAUACCAUCACAGGAAGUCACUAGGCAUCAUCCACACCUACGUGACAUUGAACUCGAAAGCGUAGUUGACAACUGUCAAAUCUUGUUUCUUCUUGGCAGAGAUGUACCAUAUGUGCACCGCAUCCUUGACCAGAGAGUUGGUCAUCCUGAUGCACCUAUUGGACUUCGAUCACCUCUAGGAUGGACUGUAGUCGGUGAUGUGUGUCUUGGAUCUCAGUAUCGCAGUAAUAAUGUCAAUGUGUAUAAGACAUUUGUAUUGUCCAAUGUACGACCAUCCUUACUUCAACCUUGCAAAAGUGAACUGAAAGUGAAAGAGGUGGUUACAUCGAGGGUACCUGCCAAACAUUCUCUGGAUUACACAGGUGACAAUAUUUUCCUACUUACACCUCAUGACAACAAGCAAGGAAUGUCUACAGAAGAUAAAGUUUUUCUGGAAGGAAUGGACAGAGAGUUCAAGAAGAACAUCGAAGGUAACUGGGAGGCUCCACUACCGUUCAGGAACCAACGCACAUGUUUACCGAACAAUCGAGCUGUGGCCUUAGAGAGAGCUUACCGAUUUGACGCUAAUCUAAGGAGAGAUCCAGUCAAAGGCAGAUAUUUCCUAGACUGCAUGCAGAAACUGUUUGAUCAUAAACAUGUCGAGACUGCACCGCCUGUUUGUAAGGAUGAGGAAGUGUGGUAUUUACCAGUUUUUGGUGUAUACCAUCCUCGCAAACCGGACCAGAUCAGAGGAGUGUUUGAUUCUUCAGCUACAUUUCACGGACUUUCUUUGAAUGAUGUUUUGAUGUCUGGUCCAGAUCUCAACAACAGUUUACUCGGGGUGCUUAUCAGAUUUCGCAAGGAGCCGAUAGCUAUAACAGCUGAUAUCCAACAGAUGUUUCAUUGUUUUUACGUACGACCAUAUCACAGGAUCUGCUUAAGAUUCUUCUGGCACCAUAACAAUGACUUUAACCAAAAGCUUGAGGAAUAUAGAAUGAGGGUCCAUGUGUUUGGAAAUAGGCCGUCGCCCUCAGUAGCUACAUAUGGUCUACACCAAACAGCAUUUGAAGCUAAGGAAGCAUUCAAACCAGAUGUCACUGACUUUGUUUUAAAUCACUUCUAUGUGGAUGAUGGAUUAAUCUCCGUAUCUUCUAUCAACCAGGCUGUUGACUUGAUGAAACGAACACAGCAAGCGUUAGCAACCCAUGGUAACUUGCGUUUGCACAAGAUCGCCUCCAACAGCAAAGAUGUUGUUCGUGAAUUCUCUCCAGAUGCUCUUUCCAAGGAACUGAAAAGCUUGGAACUAUCUGACGACGACUUACCUGUUCAGAGGAGCUUAGGACUUUGCUGGAACAUGAACACUGAUGCAUUUACUUUCCAGAUUUCAAGUGACGAGAAACCCUUGACUCGACGUGGAGUGCUUUCUACUAUUAACAGUAUAUAUGAUCCCUUAGGAUUUGCUGCACCUGUGACAAUUGAAGGGAAAUUAUUAUUACGUCAGUUGACUGAUGGAAACACUGGAUGGGAUGCACCACUUAUUGACAUAGAAGGACAGAAAUGGCAAAUGUGGAGGAAGUCUUUAUCUGGUCUUCAAGAUGUGUCAAUUCCCCGUCAAUAUGUUCCAUGUUCUCUUCAAGGAAGUGUUCGAAAUGAACUUCACAUAUUUUGUGAUGCAUCUGAGAAGGCAAUAGCUGCAGUCGCCUACCUGCAUGUGUUUAAUGAGGAAAA